AUGGCAUCCACAACAACAGAAGAUCCAGAUAUAAAAGUGACUCUGGAGGAUUUGCCAAUAACAUUUAGGGUAAAAUACGUAGGCUGCGAAGUGGCUCGUGGAAUUUGGGGCAUUAAAUAUACCCGACGCCCGGUGGACAUCAUGGUUUCGGCAGCCAAGCGCAAAACACCCAAACAACCCUUAACACAAUGCAACCUCAAAGUAUCAACUGAAGGCAUUACUGUCGACAUAAUAGGCUCACAAUCAAAUCUGAAUAAUUGGUCAUAUCCGAUUGAUACAAUUUCAUAUGGCGUACAAGAUAUAGUCUUCAACCGCGUAUUCGCAAUGAUUGUCGUGAAAGAUGAAGAACAUCCAAAUCCCUUCGAAGUGCACGCUUUCGUGUGCGAUAGUCGUGCAACGGCAAGAAAACUUACAUAUGCGCUGGCGGCUGCAUUUCAAGAGUAUUCGCGGGUUGUAGGUGCGACAGGUAAAACAUCACAGACCGAUAGCAUUACGCCAACACGGCAAAGAUUCGCAAUCGAUUUGCGCUCACCCGAGCAACAAGCAGGCGAUGAGGAGGAAGAGACGGAGGCCUAAGCUGGGUAUGAAUGCUGAAGAUAAUUUAGUGAAUUGAUGUUUACCAAAGGAUAUCGACAGCGGUGUAAUGUGAUUCAAGUGAAAAAUUUGUGUACUUAAGUUAUACCAAUGAGUUCAUACAAAGUAGUUGAUGUUUAAAGCUUUAAGAGAGUAUUUUUUUUUUAACGGAUUAAAGCAACCAAAAAUAAUAUAAGCCUCAGUAAGUCGUACGUUGUAGAUAUCGCAGCUUUAUGUGUAUUUAGUAUUUCUGUAAUUAGACACUAGUUUCGAAUUUGUGUAUUUGAAAAAGUCAAAAAAAUGUCUAUCCACCAGAAUUCUUAUAUUUAUAUUUCUUAGUUUAAGCGAACUGUGAACUGUUAAUUUUAAUAAAAAUGAGAAUAAUGUACUUUGUGUAUAUAUAACACAAUCCAACAUAUUUGCGGUUGAAAAUAGUCCGGAAAAAAAUUAGAAGGAAUUGUCGUUAUUUUGGAUACAGAGAAUGAAGAAAACACAAGAGGAAAAUGGAAUAGCAAUGAAAGGAAGGUGGAAUUGCAGAACAGAAAAAAAGUUGGAAUGUAAAAAUGAAAAUUUCACCAAACGAUUAGAGUGGGAGUAAAGGAAAGACACGACACAAUUCGGAAAGAUAGAAUAAAGGGAAGCCAGAGUAUUUGCAAAUAGGUCAUUUUAGUUAUGACAAAAUUUCCCAAAUCAUCUAUUUAUUAUGAAUAUAACUUACUAUUCUAAAAAAGUGUGGAAAAGAUAUGUACUAAGUUGUUCAUUAAGUUUUGCGGCUCGAUAAGAAAAACACCAUUUUACGGUUUGAAAUUCACUUUACUUUUCAGUAUAGUCUCCCUGAACAUCUUUACUUUUGUUCCAACGAGCUUCCACUUUGUGAAUUCAAUCAGGAACAGCUGCAAAAUACGCUUCAUCAGUUGUUAUGACCAAGUUUGCAAGUAAUCCACAAUUAAAUUCUUUUUGAGACCCAAACGAACUGAUGCUAACAAGUUCUUGACCGAUUUCUGAACAUGAACUCCUUUCGGAGCCGAAGAACCAGGUUCUCACCACACUUUGACCUCUUGUUUCGAUUUAGCAUCAUGGUGAUAGUUUGGCGGUUACUGUAUUGUACAAGUAUGUAUGUAUGUAUAUGUAUAUACAGUUAUAUGCACCCUGCAGUCAAACGAACUAAUUCUGAACUAUGUGCUUUUUCUCCAAUUUGCUUUGAAGCUGAAGUUGUUUGGUAUUCUAUAUAUUUUU
This is a messenger RNA of Anastrepha obliqua, 1809 nucleotides long. RefSeq lists its product as uncharacterized. Bases 1 to 576 code for a protein of 191 amino acids. The record is from RefSeq and is a predicted model, not a curated record. Lineage: Eukaryota; Metazoa; Arthropoda; Insecta; Diptera; Tephritidae. The transcript has 3 exons.